This is a messenger RNA of Macroventuria anomochaeta, 1159 nucleotides long. Its product is annotated as Nucleotidylyl transferase. The record is from RefSeq and is a predicted model, not a curated record. Gene Ontology annotation, biological process: pantothenate biosynthetic process. The transcript is spliced from 2 exons. Lineage: Eukaryota; Fungi; Ascomycota; Dothideomycetes; Pleosporales; Didymellaceae. Bases 5 to 1159 code for a protein of 384 amino acids. Gene Ontology annotation, molecular function: pantoate-beta-alanine ligase activity.
CCUCAUGGCACACCUCCGCACUGCCGCUGCCCCCACGGCGCGCAGGUGUCUUAGUCGGAGCUUUGCGCCUUCUCCGCGCGCUUCCUUCGUCCCCAGUGGCAUCCGCUGCCUGUCCGCGACUGCACCCCGCCGCAGCGCGUUCGCAGUCAACGACCUGACGCAGGUCUUCCACGAUGUCGCGCCUUUGCGCAAGUUCCGGCGCGAUCUGUUUCUCAACAACCGCACAGUGGGCCUCGUCCCUACCAUGGGUGCGCUGCAUGAGGGCCAUAUCUCGUUGGUCAGGAAGGCAGCAGAAGAGAACACAGACGUGUGGGUCACCAUCUACGUGAACCCCACCCAGUUUGGUCUGAACGAGGACCUGGCCUCUUACCCGAAGACGUGGGAGACGGACAUGGAAAUGCUGCGGGACCUGGAUAGAGGACUGGCGAGAGAGGGCAAGGGCCGAGUCUCCGCUGUCUUCGCCCCGAGCACCACCACCAUGUACCCCACAUCCCCGCCAGACAGCAGCAUCCCGGGUGUGGGAAGCUUCAUCGAGAUGCGACCACUCGGACAGCUACUCGAGGGUGCCUCAAGACCGGUCUUCUUCCGAGGUGUAGCGACGGUGUGCAUGAAGCUGUUCAAUAUCUGCACGCCAGAUAGCGUGUAUUUUGGCCAGAAGGACGCCCAGCAAACGGUCGUGAUCAAAAAGUUGGUCAAGGACUUCCACCUGAACACAAAAGUCCGCAUCUGCGAUACCUCGCGGGAGCCAGACGGUCUGGCGCUGUCGUCGCGUAAUGUGUAUCUCGGUGCCCGCCGACGCAGGACAGGUAUCGUACUGAACCAAGCAUUGCGCAAGGCAGAGGCGCAAUACAAAGCUGGCAAGCGGCUGCGCGGCGAUAUUCUCUGGCCUGCAGUGGACCAUGGAGACCGAGUCCAGCAUGAGCAAGAGAACCUGCAGCCAAGCAAGCGAGCACUGUUCCAGGUUGACUAUAUCAGUCUCGCAGAUCCAGACACAAUGGAAGAAGUUGAGAAGGUCGAUGAGACAAAGGGUGCAAUCUUGAGUGGUGCAGUAAAGAUGAUGCCCGUGGAAGAACCUCAGGAGGGCGAAGAGCUGGGUCUUGGGAGUGGCCAGGUUGCGGUUCGACUGAUCGACAACAUCGUUCUGCAGCCCACAAGAUGA